AUGGAUAUUGGCGGACUCACCACCGUGGUGGCCAACUCGGCCUACAUCUCGGCCCGGGGCAGCCUGGACGGCACGGCCAACCCAGCCCUCAACCGGGAGAAGAAGUACUUCGCCAAGCUGAAGCUGCCACACAUCACCGUGUGCGAGAGCCUGCGGGAGACGCUGGACCUGGAGUUCAACAGCGUCUGCGUGGAGCAGCCCAUUGGCAAGCGCCUGUUCCAGGAGUUCCUGGAGACGGCCGGCGAGUACAAGGGCCCCUCCCGGCUGUGGAAGGACAUCGAGGAGUACGACACCGCGGAGGACAAAGACCGGGUGCACAAGGCUGGCAAGAUCAUCCAGCGGUACAUGGAGCCGACCGCCAAGUACUUCUGCCCCUUCCUGCCAGAGAAUGGCAUCACGAAGGUGAAGGAGGGGCAGCAGGAGGCCAGGAACUGCCUCUUCGCGGAGACGCUGGAGACCGUCCUGAACUUCCUGAAGGAGGUGCCUUACACGUUCUUCCUGGAGACAAUGUACUUAAAGCGCUUCCUGCAGUGGAAAUGGCUGGAGAAGCAGCCCGUCGUGGACGACUGGUUCUUGGACUUUCGGAUCCUGGGGAAAGGGGGAUUCGGGGAGGUGUCGGCCUGCCAGAUGAGAGCCACGGGGAAGCUGUACGCCUGCAAGAAGCUCAACAAGAAGAGGCUAAAGAAGAGGAAAGGCUACGAGGGGGCCAUGGUGGAAAAGAGAAUCCUGGCUCGGGUUCACAGCCGCUUCAUUGUGUCACUAGCCUAUGCCUUUCAGACCAAGUCUGAGCUCUGCUUGGUCAUGACCAUCAUGAACGGAGGAGACCUCAGGUAUCACAUCUACAAUGUGGAUGAGAACAAUCCUGGAUUUGAGGAGUCUCGAGCCUGCUACUAUUCGGCCCAGAUCAUCAACGGCAUGGAGCACCUUCACAAGAAGAGAAUAAUCUACCGAGACCUGAAACCAGAGAACGUACUGCUGGACAAUGAAGGUAAUGUCCGUAUCUCUGACCUUGGGCUGGCAGUCGAACUGAAAGAAGACCAGUUCAAGAUCAAAGGCUACGCUGGAACUCCAGGUUUCAUGGCCCCAGAGUUACUGAAAAGCGAGGAGUACGACUACUCUGUGGAUUACUUCACCCUGGGAGUUACUCUCUUUGAGAUGAUGGCAGCCAAAGGUCCCUUCAGAUCGAGAGGGGAGAAGGUGGAGAGCAAGGAGUUGAAGAAGCGCAUCAUCAAUGACCCGGUGACCUACCCAGAGAUCUUCAGUGAGAAUGCCAAGUCCUUCUGUGAGGGCCUGCUGGCCAAGGAUCCGGAGAAGCGGCUGGGAUUUAAGAACGGGAGCUGUGACGAGAUCCGAGCGCACCCGUUCUACAGCGCCAUUAACUGGCGCAAACUGGAUGCAGGAAUCCUGCCUCCACCGUUUGUGCCCGACUCUAAGACCGUCUAUGCAAAGAGCCUGGAUGAUGUGGGGGCCUUCUCCACCGUCAAGGGGGUUAACCUUGAGGAACCCGACAAGAAGUUCUUUGACGAGUUCGCCUCAGGGAACAUUUCCAUCCCCUGGCAGGAGGAGAUGAUUGAGACGGGGGUUUUUGGGGAGCUCAACGUCUGGGGUCCGGGCGGGAAAGUCCCGGACGACCUCCGCCGGGAGUCCAUCUACGAACAGCCUCCCAAAUCCUCCACCUGCUGCCUCUGCUGAGGGAUCAGCGUAGAAACACACCCUUGCUUUACUUUGGAGGUCGGAUCUGUGGCUGUUACUUUCUUACAUUUUUUUUCCCUCCUGAUCCACUUUUAGUUUCUG
Molecule: messenger RNA, 1794 nt
Organism: Conger conger (European conger)
Lineage: Eukaryota; Metazoa; Chordata; Actinopteri; Anguilliformes; Congridae
Gene: grk1a
Product: G protein-coupled receptor kinase 1 a
Exons: 7
Coding region: 1-1692 (563 amino acids)
Biological process (GO): visual perception; regulation of opsin-mediated signaling pathway; signal transduction
Cellular component (GO): cytoplasm
Molecular function (GO): ATP binding; rhodopsin kinase activity
Source: RefSeq, a predicted model, not a curated record